Molecule: messenger RNA, 830 nt
Organism: Botrytis sinoallii
Lineage: Eukaryota; Fungi; Ascomycota; Leotiomycetes; Helotiales; Sclerotiniaceae
Exons: 3
Coding region: 361-786 (141 amino acids)
Biological process (GO): vesicle-mediated transport
Cellular component (GO): intracellular membrane-bounded organelle
Source: RefSeq, a predicted model, not a curated record
GAGUGAAGUUUGAAUAAAGAAAAUACUAGGUCGGCUCGGCAGAUUGUAGAUCCACACACUAUCCCACACUAUUAACCAAGAAAAGGUUGGAUGCCAUGCUUUUUGCGCAGAGUGCCAUGAAACUAAGGUACUGGGUUUGGAGAGAGGUACCAGUUGUUGGAGGAUAAGAACCUUGGAAAAGUUGGAUUUUGUUAUUCACUUUUUGUGACUUCUUGAAUUUCAUUUGGAUUGUUAAGAUUGUUUUAUGAGGAUUUCUUUUGAGAUUUGUAACGCAUUACAAUACAAGAUAAUACAACGACAUUCGAUUUCAAUACUAUUCAGUAACUUCAGAAAGAAAAGAAGCCAAGAGAGAUCAACAAUAUGGGUGUUCUUCCAAUUGAUACACGUGAAGCUCUUCAUUUGAAUGAGCUCACUUCGAGAGCGAGAUGUUAUCGCAAUGGUUAUGGUUAUUACAGAUGUAAUUCCGCCUGGAGUCGCUUCGGUAGAUGGAUUCUCGCUGGUGUUUUGAUCUUCGUCGGUCUCAUAUUACUUUUUGCCAUCAUGUGCAUAUCCAAACGUCGUCGUCGCCGCAACCAAAUCAGCUCCACGAAUCAACCCAUGGCAUACACUCAACCCGCUGCCACCUAUGGUCAAGCACCCGCUAGCUACAAUUAUUCACAGCCGCAACAAUCAUAUGCGCCGCCGGCGGGUGCACCACCGACGUAUGGUGGUGCGCAUGCGGGUGCGAAUGCGGAUUAUUAUGGGACGAGUGGCGUGACGCAGCCGGCGAAUACUUAUGCUAAGUAGAGGGUUGUGAAGGAGGAUGGGGAGGGGGGAAUACAUGAUACUGG